This is a messenger RNA of Apaloderma vittatum (bar-tailed trogon), 1352 nucleotides long. RefSeq names its product choline/ethanolaminephosphotransferase 1. Gene Ontology annotation, biological process: phosphatidylethanolamine biosynthetic process. The record is from RefSeq and is a predicted model, not a curated record. Gene Ontology annotation, molecular function: diacylglycerol cholinephosphotransferase activity; ethanolaminephosphotransferase activity. The transcript has 5 exons. Lineage: Eukaryota; Metazoa; Chordata; Aves; Trogoniformes; Trogonidae. Bases 35 to 619 code for a protein of 194 amino acids. Gene Ontology annotation, cellular component: Golgi apparatus; endoplasmic reticulum membrane.
UGAUGUGACUGAAGUACAAAUCUUCAUAAUAAUCAUGCAUUUACUGGCAGUGAUUGGAGGACCACCUUUUUGGCAAUCUCUGAUCCCGAUACUGAAUAUUCAGGUGAAAAUAUUCCCGGCUCUCUGCACUGUCGCAGGAACCAUAUUCUCCUGUACAAACUACUUUGGGGUGAUCUUCACAGGUGGAGUUGGCAAAAAUGGAUCCACUAUAGCAGGAACGAGCGUCCUUUCCCCUUUCCUUCACAUCGGGACGGUGAUCGCCUUAGCUGCCAUGAUCUACAAGAAAUCUGCCGUGCAGCUCUUUGAAAAGCACCCCUGCUUGUAUAUACUUACUUUCGGUUUUGUAUCUGCUAAGAUAACGAAUAAACUUGUGGUUGCACACAUGACCAAAAGCGAAAUGCACCUGUACGACACAGCCUUCAUAGGCCCAGCACUACUGUUUCUUGACCAGUAUUUUAACAGCUUUAUCGACGAAUAUAUCGUACUCUGGGUUGCCCUGAUCCUUUCUCUCUUCGAUUUGCUUCGAUACUGUGUCAGCGUGUGCAAUCAGAUCGCUGCCCACCUGCACAUCCACGUGUUCCGAAUCAAGCCCUCCUCCGCGCAUUCGAACCACCAUUAGUUAACGGGGAGUCGCUGGGAGGAGAAAGAAGGAAGAGUCGGGUUUUCUACGCGACCGGCUGCGAAGAUAUGUGGGAGACUAAGGCAAAAAAGCAGAUAAGAACAAAGUAAUUUAUAAUAAUCGAUGUCGUAUAACUUUUAUUCUUCGUUAUCGGUAACACUCCUUAACUAGUCUCCUGCCUGAGAGAGUGAAUUCCGAGUACACCCUAGUCAACUCUACAUGUAGUCAACUCUGUUGGUUCGAAGCCCGGGAAAGCAUGCAGGGAGUAAUGCUCUGUCUUUGUAAUUACCUUGAUUACAAAAUAAUCUAUAUAUGGUGAAUGGAUUCCCAACAACUCAAGUUUCUAAUGUAGUAUAAUUACAGCUGCAAUACGACUCGCUUUUAAUUUUAAUAUUUCAUCAUCUCUUAGUGAAAUACUUGUUUAGUGUCCACUUGAAAUUUAUUUACUAAAGACCUGAGCUGGUAAAAAAAAAAAAACAAACCACGGAGAUAUCGCACUAGCUUGUGUAGCUGAAGCAGCUGUCAAGGUUUUGAGUCCAGACUGACGUGGUUCUUUUGCUUACGCGUUGCUGAUAAAGCGGUUUCUUGCUAAAGAAUAAUGCGUUGAACAUGGUUCUGCGAGCGGAAGGGGUGGCCGGCAUGCAAAAUAGUGUGGUAUCUUUGUCGAUUAAUUUUAUUUUUUUAAAUAAACAUUAUCUAAAAAAAGACAACUUAUUUCUCAAUGUGUCUUCAG